Messenger RNA from Nothoprocta perdicaria, 1704 nucleotides. RefSeq names its product WD repeat domain 12 (gene WDR12). Gene Ontology annotation, molecular function: protein binding. The coding region runs from base 1 to 1320 and encodes 439 amino acids. The transcript has 12 exons. Gene Ontology annotation, cellular component: preribosome, large subunit precursor; PeBoW complex. NCBI's taxonomy places the organism in Eukaryota, Metazoa, Chordata, Aves, Tinamiformes, Tinamidae. The record is from RefSeq and is a predicted model, not a curated record. Gene Ontology annotation, biological process: maturation of 5.8S rRNA from tricistronic rRNA transcript (SSU-rRNA, 5.8S rRNA, LSU-rRNA); maturation of LSU-rRNA from tricistronic rRNA transcript (SSU-rRNA, 5.8S rRNA, LSU-rRNA); ribosome biogenesis.
AUGGACCACAAGAAUAGCUGCACUGGGAUGGACCAAUGGUCCAUGAAGACAAUUAUCCAGCAUCCAACACUGGUUAAUAAUAAUCCAGGGAAAACGAUAACAGUGCUGGCGGCGGCCGCGCGCCCGGCCCGGUGCCGGGCCCGGUGCCGCCCGCGGCCCAUCGCGCUGCCCCGCUCCCUUGCAGCCCAGCAYCAGCAUGUGGAGUUCGACUUCCUCGUGCGCGGGCAGUUCCUGCGCCUGCCGCUGGCCACGCACAUGGAGGCCGAGAACAUCCCCACGGAAGAAGUGGUGGAAAUCGAGUACGUGGAGAAGUACGUGGCGCCCCAGCCGCAGGAGUGCAUCUUGCACGACGACUGGAUCAGCGCCGUGCAGGCCGCYGAGGAAUGGAUAUUAACUGGCUCCUAUGACCAGACUGCCCGAAUCUGGUCUUUGGAAGGAAAAUCCAUUAUGACAAUAGCUGGGCACACAGAAGUAGUGAAGGACGUGGCAUGGAUAAAACAAGACAGCUUGUCGUGCCUGUUACUCAGUGCGUCCAUGGACCAAACUGUCCUGCUGUGGGAGUGGAACGUGGAGAGGAACAAGGUGAAGGCCCUGCACUGCUGCCGGGGCCACGCCGGCAGYGUGGACACCAUUGCAGUUGACAGCACAAGAACUAAAUUCUGCAGUGGAUCUUGGGAUAAGAUGUUAAAGAUCUGGUCUGCAGUACCUACAGAUGAAGAGGAUGAAAUGGAAGAGGCAGCUAACAGACCACGGAAAAAGCAGAAAACUGAACAGUUGGGACUCACAAGGACCCCCCUCACCACCCUGUCUGGCCACACAGAAGCCAUCUCUUCUGUGCUGUGGUCAGAUGCUGAAGAAAUCUGCAGCGCAUCCUGGGACCACACCAUCAAACUGUGGGAUGCCGAGACAGGAGGUCUCAAAUCAACUUUGACAGGAAACAAGGUGUUUAAUUCUAUCUCCUACUCACCGCUGUGUCGCCGCUUAGCAUCUGGGAGCACCGACAGACACAUUCGACUGUGGGACCCUCGCAGCAAAGAUGGCUCCUUGGUUCUCCUGUCCCUGACUUCUCACACAGGCUGGGUGACAGCUGUGAAGUGGUCCCCCACCCAUGAGCAUCAACUGAUUUCAGGUUCUCUGGACAACAUUGUGAAGCUUUGGGACACAAGGAGUUGCAAAGCUCCGCUGUAUGACUUGGCUGCCCAUGAAGACAAGGUUUUGUGUGUGGACUGGACAGAAGCAGGGUUGCUCCUGAGUGGUGGCGCAGACAACAAACUGUACUGCUACAAAUACCCAGCCGUAACCUCGGAUGUUGGAGCAUGAAGGUCAACAGCCACAAGAUUUCUGUGGCAAAAUAYAUUUUGCAGCAGUCCCUCUUUGUUGGCAUCCCUCUACAACCGCCAUCUGAAGACAACAGUUUCUUGUAGCAGAGAACUUUUUUUUUUGUAUUAGUAACCUCUAUCCAUCUUUAUAAAAGGGAGGAAGGGCAACAAGCAGCUUUGAACAGGGUUUGUGUGAAAUAAGAAUCAAAGGAUGUUCCCUCUCUUUUUGAUGAGAGAACAUGGCAUUGAAUUAACAUCUUUUCUCUUGUAAGAAGACUGUACAAUACCUACUGCAAUGUAUUAGCAGUCAGCUGUUUCUGAUACUUGCAGAAAAAUUACUCACUGGACUAAAUUAUUUUUUAAGUUUACCCCUUUUUCCUUAAAA